Messenger RNA from Pseudomassariella vexata, 1944 nucleotides. RefSeq lists its product as uncharacterized. Gene Ontology annotation, cellular component: SCF ubiquitin ligase complex. The coding region runs from base 1 to 1944 and encodes 647 amino acids. The record is from RefSeq and is a predicted model, not a curated record. Gene Ontology annotation, biological process: SCF-dependent proteasomal ubiquitin-dependent protein catabolic process. The transcript has a single exon. NCBI's taxonomy places the organism in Eukaryota, Fungi, Ascomycota, Sordariomycetes, Amphisphaeriales, Pseudomassariaceae. Gene Ontology annotation, molecular function: protein binding.
AUGGAAGGCCAACCUAAAGGAAAGCGACGACAGCGGUUGCUCAAUCGCAUUCAGCGUAUUUCUUCCUCGCCUUCAUUAGCACAACUGGGCCGGCCACGCGCUUCCAGUGCUCCCUACGGUACGCGGGGAACUCUGUCUUGUGUAAGUCUGGCAGGGACGUCGCCCUUUGGCCAACACACCCCGAGCUCGUCUUCGUCGGGGUAUUUCAGCAAUGGUCAAUCUAUUCCCGGCAGUCCUACGGUUGAGUUUCCCGCCUUUGAUGGCAUCGAGACUCGCCUUGCGAUUCGGAAGGUCAACAAUGGCUCUACGCCGUGUCUGACUUCAGCCUUGCCGACAGAAUUUGCUGCGACUCGAUCCCAAUCCGGCACUGCUGUACGAAAACUGCCGUACGACUUCUGGGCGAACAUGCCAGAUGAAAUACGCGUACACAUAUUCUCUUACCUUCGUCCGAAAGAGCUCGUCCGUGUAUCCCGCGUCAACAAGGAAUUCCAUGGUUAUUGCUUUGAUGGCCAGCUAUGGACGAGGUUCGACGCAACCGACUUCUACCAAAAUAUACCUGCAGAAUCUCUGGCAAAAAUUAUAGUGGCGGCAGGCCCCUUCGUGAAGGAUCUCAACUUGAGAGGUUGUGUUCAAGUGGAGCAUUGUAAGCGUGCCGAAGUGGUCGUUACGGCUUGCAAGAACCUCAUCAACGCUACCCUGGAGGGUUGCCGGAAUUUCCAGAAAUCAACACUGCAUAAUCUCAUCAAAGCCAACGAGAAGCUGGCAAACCUCAACCUGACAGGACUACCCGCCGUGACGAAUAGUACUUGCAGAAUUAUUUCCCAGCACUGCCCGCAACUGGCGACUUUCAACGUGUCUUGGUGCAAGCACAUGGAUGCCAGAGGCAUUAAGAUAGUCGUCCUCAAUUGUCCUAAGCUGAGGGACGUGAGAGCAGGAGAGAUCAAGGGCUUUGAUAACAUUGAAGUCGCCCAGGCCAUUUUUGACACCAAUAGACUCGAACGCCUGGUUCUGAAUGGCUGUGUGGAGCUCACCGAUGAUGCAUUGAGGACCAUGGUUCACGGUACGAAACCAGAGAUAGAUAUUCUCACGGAUCGGCCGGUUGUUCCCGCCAGAAAACUCCGGCAUUUGGAUUUGAGUCGCUGUCGCCACCUGACAGACCGCGGCGUCGCGGCUCUGGGGUACCUGGUCCCGGAGCUGGAAGGUUUGCAACUCAGUGGCUGCACUGCGCUCACCGAUUCUGCGUUGGAACCCAUUCUGGCGACCACCCCUUACCUCACUCAUCUUGAGCUGGAAGACUUAUCGGAAUUGACCAACUCUAUCCUAUCGGAACAUCUAGCGAAGGCUCCUUGCGCAGCCAAACUCGAGCAUCUCUCCGUGAGCUAUUGUGAGAGCCUUAGCGACGCUGGCAUGUUGCCUGUUUUCAAAAAAUGUGUCAGUCUCAGGAGUGUUGAUAUGGACAACACUCGUAUCGGUGAUCUGGUACUCGCCGAGGCUGCUGCGAUGGUGCGGACUCGUGCCGCCCGUUCAUCAGUCCGUGGCUCCCGACCGUGCAUAGGACUUCAUUUGGUCGUUUACGACUGCCAAAUGGUGACCUGGACAGGAAUCCGCGAGAUACUUUCGUGGAACGCUGAGAUCAGGAACCCAUCUGGUACAGCCCCAACGUAUCCCACAGAAAUCAUUGGACUGAAGUGUUUUUACGGUUGGCAGCAGACGGUCGAUCAGCAUACCCAAAGAGUGUUGAGGGGAGAUUACUCUGCGGCAGGCAGACUGGAACGCAAGUGGGCGGAUUAUAUGCAAGCCGUUGAGGAAGCUGGAGCAACGGGCGCUGGGAUACGCCGGCGACGGCGCAGGGCGAGGGAGGCCCAGCUGCUGCAUGCAGAUGAGGAAGAAGGUGGUGGACGCCGCCGUGCUAGAACUGUCGCAUCGUCUUGUGCCAUCAUGUGA